UUAACGCCAAAGCCUCACCAUAUGGGAUAUACUGCGGGCUUUGGCUUAAAAUCAGGGGGACGAAUAAUUAAUUAGCCGACAGCAAGUAGCAUUAAGUUUUCAAAGAAGAACAAGCGAUGAGCUAAGUAUAUUCUGCUGCUGCUUGUAUAAAAAGAAGAUGAUAUGGGAAGCUUAUUCUCAUUUAUCAACAAGAAGCAAAAGAAAACAUCAGUCAUAGAUGGUAGCAGUAGCAGAAACAGAAGCAUAGCCAUAGACAGAAGAAGAGCAGCUGAAGAAGCUUCUUCUUCGCAUGAAGAACCUUGGAAUUCCUCCAUACCCAAAAUCUACAAAUCCAUGAGUAAUAAUAAACUAGAAACAGAGAAGAAGCCUUCUACUCACCAACAGAAGCAUAAAUAUGCCUUCAUACCUGAUCGUUUUAAGACUCUGGACGAGGUUACAACUGCAUUGAGAAAUGAAGGUCUAGAGUCAUCAAAUCUCAUUCUCGCAAUUGACUUUACCAAAAGCAAUGAAUGGACAGGAAAAGUUUCAUUCAAUAACCGAAGUCUACACCACAUUGGAGACGCUCCAAAUCCAUAUGAAAAGGCCAUCUCUAUAAUUGGAAAAACUUUGGCUCCUUUUGAUGAAGACAACUUAAUUCCUUGUUUUGGAUUUGGUGAUGCUACCACCCAUGAUCAAGAAGUUUUUAGCUUCCACAGUGAUCGUUCAUCUUGCCAUGGUUUUGAAGAAGUUUUGGCAUGCUAUAGAAGAAUAGUUCCAAACUUGCGCCUGUCAGGGCCAACUUCUUUUGCUCCGGCUAUUGAAGCUGCGGUGGACAUUGUUGAGAAAAGUGGUGGCCAAUACCAUGUUUUGGUUAUCAUUGCAGAUGGCCAGGUUACAAGAAGUGUAGAUACAAGUGACAAGGAGUUGAGUCCACAAGAGGAGAAAACGAUAGGGGCGAUUGUCGACUCAAGUUCAUAUCCACUCUCGAUUAUCCUUGUUGGAGUUGGUGAUGGUCCUUGGGAAGAUAUGAGGAGAUUUGAUGACAAGAUCCCUGCACGUGAAGUCGAUAACUUUCAGUUUGUUAACUUCACUGAGAUUAUGAAUAAAUACACAACUUCAGCUGAGAAAGAAGCAGCGUUUGCUCUUGCGGCGCUCAUGGAGAUCCCAUUCCAAUAUAAAGCGGCUGUUGAGCAUAAUAUACUUGGACGAGCAAAAGGAAGGGCGAAGAAGAUCGUUCCACGCCCUCCACCAGUUUCGUAUGUUCCCCGUGCACCGACAAUGGGUCAAGCAAGCAGCUUUUCAAGAACAUCCACGGCAGAUGAACGCAACGAAAUGGCAUGCCCAAUUUGCCUAACUAAUGCGAAAGACUUGGCCUUUGGUUGUGGUCACAUGACUUGCAGGGACUGUGGGUCAAGAAUUUCCUCAUGUCCUAUAUGCCGCAUACCCAUAAGCAACCGGCUUAGGAUAUACACUGGCUAAUUACAUCAAGAGCAUUGAUUAUAUAUAUAUAUAUAUAUACAUAUAUAUAUAUAUAUGUAUGUAUAUUUAUUGUGAAUGUUUGGGAUUUGGGAGUGGCUUUUGGAACUUGGGAUCAAGGUGUUGGUUUGACCAAAUUGUAUAUACUUAUGUUAUGUAACUUAGACGUAUUUGAUUCUGUUUAUGCGGUUAUGGUGAAAAUGAAUACAACAGCACUUAUCAAA
Ziziphus jujuba (common jujube) is the source of this 1679-nucleotide messenger RNA. Its product is annotated as E3 ubiquitin-protein ligase RGLG4. The transcript is spliced from 12 exons. NCBI's taxonomy places the organism in Eukaryota, Viridiplantae, Streptophyta, Magnoliopsida, Rosales, Rhamnaceae. The record is from RefSeq and is a predicted model, not a curated record. Bases 163 to 1458 code for a protein of 431 amino acids.